This is a messenger RNA of Mesorhabditis belari, 1197 nucleotides long. NCBI's taxonomy places the organism in Eukaryota, Metazoa, Nematoda, Chromadorea, Rhabditida, Rhabditidae. The record is from the annotation of a GenBank genome assembly.
AUGCAACAGCUCCAACAAAUCAUUCAACAAUCCUCCACCCUGCAACCCGUUCAACCCCCACCAUUGUCCAAAGGAAAAGCUCGCUCAAACAAUCGACCAAAUGGUUCACGGAGUAAAAAACCGAUGAAAAAAAAAGCGAAUCGGAUGGCAAAACAAGCGGCAGGAGGGGAGACGGUCAGCUCAUCACUUGAACUUACACUUGAACAUACAAAAAUGGUGGCUGAAUAUCGAAGUGAAAUCACUCGCUUGGAAGAAAUGCUCAAAAAGGCGUUUGAGUUGGAGAAGCAGAAAAUUCAGGCCCGAAUCAACGAGAUGACGACCAAGAGGACGAAUAUUUUCUUUGAGGUUCUCAAACAACAACAUGCUGAAUUGGCUCAAUUAGUGGCUCAACCCGAACCCACUCCCCAACCUCCACCUCCACCCAAGACUCGUCCACCAAUAAGGCCGAUGAAUCAAACUGAAUUGCUUAUUCAACCGCCGUCAAAUCACUCACAAGAAAAGCAACAACACCAUUCGCCAAGCGCCGCCGCGCUCGAUUUACCAUUCGAUGAAUUCUCACAAGUUUUCGAUGAAAUGGAGAAUCGAGCGAUUCCGUCGUAUCACAUGGAGACGUCGCACAUCCAGCAGAGCUCCUCGACGCAAUAUGCUGAAAUGAGACCAAUGCAACAACCAUCACAGCAACAAGAAACGGGUGUCUAUCAUCAACGGGAACAAAUGAGCUAUGUGGAUGCGCAGGGUCAACUACAACAAACCACAUACUAUCAGUACGAUUCAACGGGGCAACAACAGCCACAAAUCCAUCAACUACAACCACAACACAUGCAAAACACUCAAAUCCAAAUGUUGCCUGAGGAGCAAAUCGUGCAAAUGAAUGAUUCCUCGCAGAUCCUCAUAGAACCCUCCACUUCACAAGUGCCCAUGCAACAGCCCCAACAAAUCAUUCAACAAUCCUCCACCCUGCAACCCGUUCAACCCCCACCAUUGUCCAAAGGAAAAGCUCGCUCAAACAACCGCCCAAAUGGUUCACGGAGUAAAAAACCGCCUUCACAAUCGGCGAAUUCGGUGGGUGCAGUGUUGGCGACAGCGAAUCGGAUGGCAAAACAAGCGGCAGGAGGGGAGACGGCCAGCUCAUCGGCAAUGGCUUCAUCAUUGACAUUUACACUUGAACAAACUCAAAUGGUGGCUGAAUUUGACGUG